AUGCCCGCAGCCAACAUGGGCGAAAAAGGCAAAGAAACGGUCAAAACAGCUGGGACAGUUAAGCGAUACUUUAAAGGCCAACUGAACCACUGGAAGUCGUUCCAAGACGAAGUGUUGACCUUUUGGACAGACGACCAAACGGUUGACGCUUUAGGUCGUUGCGACCACCUUCCCGUCGGAGUAGAUCACUCAACUGUCGGAGAGCUCAAUCCAUACGCGAUGUACUUCGGUGAGCGCAUACAGUGCGGAGGUGAGAUCACCAUCUCGGGUAGAUUCUACUCGAACGCACUUGAGCAUGUCGUACGUUGCGUCGAGACACUGGGCCAACACGCAGGCUUUGGGCCCAAAGAAGUUGUCUUUGGCGAUUCGUGGAUUCAAUAUGUUUCGGAUCGUGUACCAGGCCAACAGCCCGAUAUUCUUGGCCAGUUUCGUGUCGGUAAGAACAAGCAUGAGGUACGUCUUCUGGGGGAAGUGAAGUUCCCCCUCACCGUUGACAUCGCUGAUAUGGUCAAGCUCGUGUUGGAAGGAGAUACAAAACAGUUCUGUGAGAUCCUGGGUCAGGUCGUGAACUACAUGCUGGGUCAUCGCUUGAAAUACGCGUUUCUGACGAAUUACCGGGAAACCACUUUCUUGAUGUUGCACCACAUCAGGACAGGCCACGGCACAUUGGAGUCACGGAUCGCGUUUUCCAACCCGAUCAUGUUUGAUGACACUGUAAACAUACACCAGAAACGUAUCAGUGUACGACUUGCACUGUUAUAUUUGAUCCAUAAGACGGGGAACAACACGAACAAGAAGAGUAAGAACAAGGACGAUGAAAAUCAUUCCUGGCAAAUCUCGGAACUCGCUUGUAAAGUCACUGAGAAAUGGAUC
Boeremia exigua is the source of this 873-nucleotide messenger RNA. RefSeq lists its product as uncharacterized. The record is from RefSeq and is a predicted model, not a curated record. The annotation marks the transcript as partial. The transcript has a single exon. Lineage: Eukaryota; Fungi; Ascomycota; Dothideomycetes; Pleosporales; Didymellaceae.